Molecule: messenger RNA, 1188 nt
Organism: Rotaria sp. Silwood2
Lineage: Eukaryota; Metazoa; Rotifera; Eurotatoria; Philodinida; Philodinidae
Source: the annotation of a GenBank genome assembly
AAACACAAAACAAUUUUUUCUUUGAUUAUCGCGAUUUUUUCGUUUAAAAAUGGUAGUGAAUAAACAAGAAGGCAGUUUAUUAUAGGUUAUCGACUAUGGCGAAUCGUAUGAGCACAUGCAGAGACAUUGCGACGUACUUUUUUCCAUUUGUAAGCGUUAUUCCCACAAAAAAACCAUCAAAACUCACUGUUUUAUGAAAAAAGGAUAUUUCAGAAAAACCGCUGUAAAACUAAUAAAUUAUAGUGCAUUCGAAAGUAGAGAUUAUGGGCUAUCUAACGAUGUAUAAAACUCGAAAUCGAUAUUUUUGUCGAAAAUUGCUUUUUUUUAGGUAUGGGGGGCCCUUAAGAUGUAAUCAUGCAUAGUUUGAAUUUAAAAAAUAAAUCAACUAAUGGAAAUACUCUUUUAUUGAGUUAUAAAAAUUUUUUUUUUAACAGAAAAUAGAGUAAAAUUCGAUAGUUGGGUAUGUCUUUCAUUUAUUGAAAUAUCACUACCCUGAUUAAUUGUGUUUUGUAAAGUUUUAUCCAUAAUAACUAUCAUAUUUGAUGAGAUCUAAGUAUUUUUCAAAGACUUUAAGACCAGCAGUUUUUUUUUUUUUUUUUUAUAUACAAGUGAUAAUUAAAAUAAUACUUUUCGUUACAUCUAUUAUAGACUAUUCUUUAUUUAAUUAUUUGUCAUAAAAUCUUUUUGGUUGAUCGUACAAUACAAGCCCAUUGUCAUGCUCAAUCUGCACAACAAAUAAUUAUAAGUAAUUCUUUUCGUCAAUAUUCCGAUACAAAAUUAAGCUGUUCAUUACCAUCACCUUUAAUCAAUAAUAAUAAAAGUUUAUCACCAAUGAUAUCACCAUGUUCACAAUCUCAUAUGAUAAAAUCAAGAACUAAUAACGGAAAUAUAGCACGUAAAAAAGCUAUUAUUAUGUUAUUAAUUAUUGCUAUACUUUAUUUCAUUGCAUUUUCACCAAUACAAAUUAAUUUUAUCUAUACACAAAUAACUCAUUCACAUCAUCUUUAUGAACAUCGUCUCUUUUUUAUUAUAACAAUUCUUUUAGCAUUAUCAUCAACAGCUUUCAAUCCAAUUUUAUAUUAUAUAUUUAGUAAAUAUUUUCGAUAUAAAUUUAAAAUUCUUUUACGUCAUAUAUGUCCAUUAUGUCGUUCAACAACAAAAUAUCAGACUAAUUGUCCAACGCCUUAA